AUGGCAUAUAACCUCGUUGAUCCUGUGUCAAACAAGACACUCAUCGCGUUGAUAGCACUGAUCACCCAUUAUAUUGUUCACCGUGGCGAGUGGGAUAACACCUUCCAUAUAGUCAUCGGCAUUUGGGUCAUCCUUUUUGGAAGUGUUGCAUGUUUCGAAUAUAUAGCCGCUACGAGUACCAGGAAUGUGAGCAUUGCAAUACAGCUCGCAGCAAGGACAGCUUCCCUCUAUUUCGCUAUCCUGGUGGUCAGUAUACUGCUACAUAGAGGGCUGUAUCAUCGCUUGCGAAAGAUCCCUGGGCCUUUUUUUGCACGAUUCUCGAAGUCGUACGGCAUUAUCGCUGGUGUUCUUUCUACCAAUUUUCAAUACUUCAAAUGGCUUGAGUCUUUACACAAACACUAUGGAGUGGACGUCAUCAGAACUGGUCCUCGGGAGGUCACUAUCUACUGUGCAGAUGCAAUUGCUUUGGUCCAUGGACCCACUUCCAAGUGCAGCAAAAGUACUAUUUACUCAACCACAGGGGAAGUUGCAGGCCGGGCUCUUCACUUCACGACGAACAAGGACGAACACCGACAAAGGCGCAAGGUCUGGGACCGUGCGUUCAAUGCUAAAGCCCUCCGCGAGUACGAGCCUCGUUUGAACCGGCAUGCACUUGCUCUCAUAUCGAGACUCAAAGGGCAAGCCACAUUUCCCUCAGUGCGAAUUACAAACUGGGUAAACUUCUACAGCUUUGAUGUAAUGGGCGAUAUCGGCUUCAACCGCAGCUUUGGCAUGGUGGAGUCGGGUGAAGAAGCUCAUGUCAUUAAGCUGUUGCACGAUAGUCAGGCACCAUUGAGUGUUCUUGCACAUAUUAGUUGGGCUAUGCGCCUCAUCGCACGAACACCAAUUGGAUCCCAGCCUCUCUUUGAGCACAUGGACUGGAGCGCUAAAGUUCUUGAAGAGCGAAAGAAGAAUACUCCUAAAGAGAAAGACGUCUUCUCUUGUUUGUUAAACCCGAAUGAGGACCAGAUAACCCCUGAAAUGAACGCUGACUCACGACUUCUUAUCAUAGCUGGCAGUGAUACUGUCUCUGCGACGCUAUCUUACCUGUUGUAUGAGUUGUGCAAGAAUCUCACAGUUCAAGCCAAACUUCGCGCUGCUAUUGAUACGGUUAAACCGGAGAAAGCGCAUCUCGACGUCGAAGAUGUUGCGGAAUGUGCAUAUUUAGAUGGGGUUAUCAACGAGACUUUACGCCUCCACCCUGCUACUCCAUCUGGCCCUCAGCGUGAGACGCCGCCCGAAGGUCUCACCCUACCUGACAGCACGUACAUACCUGGCAAGGUCAACGUCUGGAUUCCUAUCUAUAGUUUGCAACGCGAUCCACGCUACUGGAUGGAUCCUCUUUCCUUCAUGCCUGAGCGAUGGACCGAUGAGAGGCCCGGUGCCACUAUUGAGAAACGCGCUUUUCUACCCUUCCUUACUGGACCUUACAACUGCAUCGGCCAGAAGCUGGCCAUGAUGGAGUUGCGUAGUGUUACGGCUAAUUUGGUUCGAUCAUUCGAAAUCACCUUUGCGGAUGGUGAAAAUGGAAGCACUAUCGAGAACAAGAGUCGAGACUGCUUUACGAUGACUGUAGGAAAGUUGGAUGUCAGAAUCAAGCCACGGUAUGAAGAUUAG
Molecule: messenger RNA, 1656 nt
Organism: Alternaria alternata
Lineage: Eukaryota; Fungi; Ascomycota; Dothideomycetes; Pleosporales; Pleosporaceae
Product: cytochrome P450
Exons: 7
Coding region: 1-1656 (551 amino acids)
Molecular function (GO): heme binding; monooxygenase activity; iron ion binding
Source: RefSeq, a predicted model, not a curated record